UUAUCCAUUAUAUGAAACCUAUAAAUAUAAGUAAUGUACUAUUGACACACUUUAUGGUUUGCCGUUGUCACAUACUUGGUGUAUUUUAUUUUUUAGAAGAAUUUAUUAAAAUGACUUAUCGUUUUAUUCUCAUUGUUUGUCUUCAGGUGCUUUGUCAGAAUGCACACUCCCAAGCCAUCAACCCUGCCAUAGAACCUACUGAAGUUACCAUCACCGAAGCUAUAAUAGAAAACCCCUUGGACAACCAACCAAGUUCUACGGAAGCCCCUACGACCGUCAACCAAGAAUAUGGUCCAUGUGGGCUGCCAAUCCAUCUUUGUCAAUGCAACCGCCGAUCGAAGGUGACCAUAACUGAAGGUUACUCUGAUGUUGUCCAACAAUCUGAUGCUGCUCAAUCGAUUUGUCCACGAUGUGGUCUGUCCGUCGAGCUUUGUAAGUGUGGUAACCAACCAGAGGUUGCCGAGGAAACUGCCAACCAGCCGAAUAAGUUAUGCCCGAACUGCGGUCGCCCGGUAGAAUUAUGCAUCUGUGGUGCCCCUUCAGUGGUUGCUCUUGAAACUACUGAAGACAACCAAUCAAAUAAUCCUCAAUCUCUGUGUCCUAAAUGCGGGCGCCCGAUGGCAUUAUGUAUCUGUGGUGUUCCUAUAGAGGUUACCUCUGAGACAGCUAUUUUCAACCAACCAAAUAAUCCUUCUUUAUGCCCGAACUGUGGUCGCCCGAUCGAGUUAUGUAUCUGCGGCAACCAAACUCCGGUGAUUGAGGGUAUUUCUCCUGUCAUUGAAGGUACCUCUUUUGUGGUUGAAGGUACCUCUCCUAUGGUUGAAGUUAUUUCUGCUGAGGGUGACUCUCGUGUGAUUAUCUGUCCCAAAUGUGGUCGCUCAGUGGAAUUGUGUGUGUGCUCUAAAGACACAAGUGCCACUCAAAUGUGCCCUCACUGUGGUCAUCCCAUUGAGCUAUGCAUGUGUGGUGCUCAUCAUCAUCAUCACUAAUUAAUUUAAUAACUAAACCUCUAAAUUUU
This is a messenger RNA of Cydia pomonella (codling moth), 1018 nucleotides long. RefSeq lists its product as uncharacterized. The transcript has 2 exons. The record is from RefSeq and is a predicted model, not a curated record. Bases 12 to 989 code for a protein of 325 amino acids. Lineage: Eukaryota; Metazoa; Arthropoda; Insecta; Lepidoptera; Tortricidae.